CCCCGCGCCGUGCUCAGUGCCUGGCGGGAGGCGGCAGCGGUUGGAGGGUUUGCCGGGCUUUGCAGCUGGGACUUCGGCGGCGCCUCAGGCACCUCGGCCUGGAACCAUGCGGCGAGUGGUACGACAGAGCAAGUUCCGGCAUGUAUUUGGACAAGCCGUGAAGAAUGACCAGUGCUAUGAUGACAUUCGGGUUUCUCGUGUGACCUGGGAUAGUUCCUUUUGUGCUGUCAAUCCCAGAUUUGUUGCCAUCAUCAUAGAAGCCAGUGGGGGAGGAGCAUUCCUGGUGCUCCCUUUGCAUAAGACGGGUCGAAUUGACAAGUCCUACCCUACAGUAUGUGGCCACACAGGACCAGUGCUGGAUAUAGACUGGUGCCCGCACAAUGAUCAGGUCAUUGCCAGCGGCUCAGAGGACUGCACAGUUAUGGUGUGGCAGAUCCCAGAAAAUGGACUCACCCUUUCCCUGACGGAACCUGUGGUGAUUUUGGAAGGCCACUCAAAGAGGGUUGGCAUCGUGGCCUGGCAUCCGACAGCCCGCAACGUUCUUCUUAGUGCAGGCUGCGACAAUGCCAUUAUCAUCUGGAACGUGGGGACCGGGGAAGCCCUGAUCAACUUGGAUGAUAUGCACUCAGACAUGAUCUACAACGUGAGCUGGAACCGGAAUGGCAGUCUCAUCUGCACUGCUUCCAAAGACAAGAAAGUGAGAGUCAUCGAUCCCAGGAAACAGGAGAUUGUUGCUGAGAAGGAGAAAGCACACGAAGGAGCCAGACCUAUGCGAGCCAUCUUCCUGGCUGACGGCAAUGUCUUCACCACUGGCUUUAGCCGCAUGAGUGAGCGGCAGCUGGCGCUCUGGAACCCGAAAAACAUGCAAGAACCAAUUGCACUUCACGAGAUGGACACGAGCAACGGGGUGCUGCUGCCUUUCUAUGACCCUGACACCAGCGUCGUGUACCUGUGUGGAAAGGGUGACAGCAGUAUCCGCUAUUUCGAGAUCACGGAUGAGUCCCCCUAUGUUCACUACCUCAACACUUUCAGCAGCAAGGAGCCUCAGAGGGGCAUGGGCUACAUGCCCAAGAGGGGACUGGACGUCAACAAAUGUGAGAUUGCCAGGUUCUUCAAGCUCCACGAGAGAAAGUGUGAGCCCGUCAUCAUGACAGUCCCCAGGAAGUCCGACCUUUUCCAGGAUGACCUGUACCCUGACACAGCGGGGCCAGAAGCCGCGCUGGAGGCAGAGGAGUGGUUUGAGGGGAAGAAUGCUGACCCCAUCCUCAUCUCCUUGAAGCACGGCUACAUUCCUGGCAAGAACAGGGAUCUGAAAGUGGUCAAGAAGAACAUUCUGGACAGCAAGCCCACAGCAAACAAGAAGUGCGACCUGAUUAGUGUCCCCAAGAAAACCACAGACUCAGCCAGUGUGCAAAAUGAAGCCAAGUUGGAUGAGAUUUUAAAAGAGAUCAAAUCUAUAAAAGAUACAAUCUGCAAUCAAGAUGAGCGCAUUUCCAAGUUAGAACAGCAGAUGGAGAAGAUAGCCGCCUGAAGGCCCCUCCCUUCUCCCCCUUGUGAGCCUGGGAGGGAGAACUUGUGCUGGGUAGCUGGCUGUUGGCACGGUCCUCGGGCGGGCGGGAAGGGCGGCACUGCCAUCAGGAGACAUUCCAUUCAGAUCUGUCAACCAGCCAUAGGCCACAUUCCAGUAGGAACUCAAUUCCUCUCCUAAAUUUGCAAAAUCAAGAGCUGAGCUUUUUUUAUCCGAAAGCUUUUUGACGUUUUAAGUGUUAUGUGACUUGUUGAACUUUUAUGAGACAAACAUGCUACUUUUAAAAUCCCCGAUCUUCUGAAUUUCAGAAAACAAAUCAAUUCUGAUUCAGUGUCGUGCCCAAGUACCUUUUUUUUUUUUAAGUGACUAGGGACCAAUGCCACAUUGCUUUUUGUAUUUCUUUCUUUCUUUUUUUUUUUUUUUAAUGUUGCCAAAACCAAAAGUAGCUUUUUUUCCUUUGUAUUUUGCUACUUUGCAGUAUUUGUGUGGGUUUUUUUUUUCUUAAUUUGAAAGGGACAGCACUGUGUAUGUUUAUAAGGAAAUGAAGAUAAGAUAUUAUUUUGUAUAAACACUCAUCUGAGAACAAUCAGCGGAAGCCACAAGGUGCUGGCUCAUUUGCAGCACAAACCUGGUCAUUGUAUUGACGAUGGAAGGAAGACUUGAAAAAAUUACAUGGACGGACCACUUUACCACCUGCAUUCUGUCGAGUCUCCUGAUCAAAAAGAGCUCACAUCCUGUCCUCUUCCUCACUUUCUUUUCUCUUUUCUAGAAAUCGGGUGGGUGUAGCAGAAUGGAAUAUUGCUUGAUCCUGUGCGUCAGACGAUUAUAAUCUAACCUAAACUUGCAUGCGUUUCUGCGGUUUUGUUACCACACAGACUGUUGCCUUCAUCACUUUGAACAUUGCGGCUCAGGUUUGGUGCGUGCUUGACCAGGGUGCCUGUGACAGGUGGACACACAUGCUGCUGAGCGUCCCUUCCUGUGGCAGUGGAUUGCCUGGGCCAGAGGGCAUUCAGGAAGCCUUUGCCACAUGGUCCUAUCUUCUGCAUGACCCCCUGCUGUCCCUGACACCCAUAGAGCUCUCCUCCUUCCUCCUCUUCACUCCCCUGUGACCUCUCAGGGCUCCCCAGUCAGUUCAGCCCUAACCAUGAUCAGCAAGGCGAGGCUCAGGGAACACUGGAUGUGCAGACUGAAAAGCAUGAUCUAGAACAAACCAGGGGCAGGAGGGCAGGACCUCUGCUGUCCCUCUGAGCCCUCCACAUGGCCAAGGCUCUGUCUCUGCGGCUCGUGUCCUCACCCUCACUGACCACAGAGGCCCCUGGUGAGCAUGGGUGGCCAGCAUGGCCAGGCCAGCAGGAGCUUUGCACUUUUCUCACAGCACAUGCUUGGGAAGCCAGACACAGGAGGAAGGUGCCUCUGUCCUGGAAGGGCUGUCGGUCACCACCACGGGCCCAAGAGGGAGCUCUUUGGCAUGAGCUGGGGCUGGCUGCAAGGGCGUGGACGGGGGGCAGCGUGCCGGAGGAGCGUGGCAGCUGGUUAGACCACAUGGCCCAACUGGGGGAACUGGCUACUGGCAAGGCUACCAAAUUCCUAACCAGCCAUUCCAGGUUCCCCUUCGCGUCGAGAUGUUCUGUGUGCAUGUGUGUUGGAUGGUGACAUGGGUAUGGGAUGUAAAGAAAAGUUAUAGUGACUUGUCGUUGACGCCGCACUGUUCAGAUGAGCUCUUCUGGGAUGCAGAAGUGUCGUUGAGGUUCUGAAAGCAAAAAGAGUUUGAGAAGAAAGCUGUGGGUGGUAGUGGUGCCACCGGGGAAUGCGGCCCACAGAAGGGGGCCGGGCCUGCGCCCUGCACUGACUGCAGCCUCGCCCUCCACUCGGGUCCCAGUGCUGCCUGGAGCUUUGUGGAUGCUCUCCUGUCUCCCAAGUUGUGUUUGUCCAGCAUUGUCUUUUGAAAGCCAGACAUCCACAGGAGGACAUGCACACUCCCCGAUCGGCUCUUAUAGAGCGGCCAUAGUGUUCUGUCAAAAACACUUGCUUCCAUUUUCCAAGAUAAAAUCAUUGACUACA
Molecule: messenger RNA, 3589 nt
Organism: Perognathus longimembris pacificus (Pacific pocket mouse)
Lineage: Eukaryota; Metazoa; Chordata; Mammalia; Rodentia; Heteromyidae
Gene: Coro1c
Product: coronin 1C
Exons: 11
Coding region: 107-1531 (474 amino acids)
Biological process (GO): actin filament organization; neural crest cell migration
Molecular function (GO): actin filament binding
Source: RefSeq, a predicted model, not a curated record